Molecule: messenger RNA, 1332 nt
Organism: Gloeophyllum trabeum ATCC 11539
Lineage: Eukaryota; Fungi; Basidiomycota; Agaricomycetes; Gloeophyllales; Gloeophyllaceae
Exons: 4
Coding region: 1-1332 (443 amino acids)
Source: RefSeq, a predicted model, not a curated record
AUGUUCUUCAACGUUCUCAUCUACGUCUUGAGCGGGGUCUCCCUACUCUCGACGCUCUUGAAUGGCUUGCAUCUGUCCCUGCCCACCGCCUUGAGCCUCUUCUCCAGUGAUACCGUGGUCUUCCUGCCUCAUAUCUCUCUCGCCAUCUUCCCCAAGUCUUCGUUCGUGCCUGUUCCGUUCACUCAGCCUUCCAUUGCCGUCUCGCCGUUGUUUAGCGUCGUUGACUAUACUAUCCCCGGCCUAUUGUCGACCCCUCUGUACUAUUCCCGCGAUAUCAAGCAAGAUUUAUGCGACGGCACUGCCGCCGCGGUUAUGACUACGGACCUCGUCGUCUAUGCGCCCUCUAUCGGUUUCGAUGAAUACCCUCUCGAACAUCUUGUGGCUUUCCGUGACUACUCUCUCAAGCUCUGGGCCUCGAUGAGCGGCCUACUUGAACUACUUGAUGAUGUCUCUGUUCCUGAACAUUCUUUGGAUUUGGCUGUCCCGGUCGCCUCUACCCCGGAGAUCAUCUCUGGCCCGUCCUACGAACUCGCUAUCCGCCCAUCUUCGGAGCUCGCUGUUUACGAACACCGUGAUUACUUUGUCUGCGUCCUGUCGGCGCCUCAGGUCCAGUCUGAGUUUGUCGACCGUUCUUCUUCGGAGCUUGCGGUCUACCAAUCCCACGACACGUUCGUCUGCCUCGCGUCGCCGAACGCGUCCCGUGUACUCUCCAACGUCUCGCAAACUUCGCGUCCAUCGCCGGUUAACGAGCGGGAUGUGGACUACAUACGUCAACAGGUCCCAUCCCUAUCCGCGCUCGUUGUCAUUGGUCGGGCACCAACUGAAAUGCCUACCGGCAAUGACGCCUUCAUCGAGACAAUUCUACGCAACAUGAGUUCGGUCUACAGGCGCCUAGCUUCGAUAUUCUACAACCUCCCUUGGACUCGUCUCGAUAUACCGCCGCCGCAAGAGCACUGGCAAGUGCUUAUCCGCUAUUGUGUGACUCGUCAAUACACUAUCAUGAAGCUGAGGUCCCGUGCUCCCUGUCUUGCGUUGGGUAUCACUAGGGUUGAAGGGGAGACGGUGGAUGGUCAAGAGCCAACUCCUUCCGAAUCACACGAAUCUUCUGCUAAGGCUGCCAAGCGGAAAUCUCAAAUCCGUUCUCAUGCUCGCCGCCGUUUUCGGGAGGCCGUACGGGGCGGGAUGGCUCAUACGGUGACUACCGGCCUAGUUGCUAAAUAUACCCGACUAUACGAGGUGGCAGCUCUCCCUACUCAAUUCGUCGAGUCCAUAUUCCCCAGGUCUGCCGCCGCCACCGACUCUCGCGACACCUACCAGUAUCAAGACAACUAG